Messenger RNA from Trichoderma citrinoviride, 1536 nucleotides. RefSeq names its product carbohydrate-binding module family 42 protein. NCBI's taxonomy places the organism in Eukaryota, Fungi, Ascomycota, Sordariomycetes, Hypocreales, Hypocreaceae. Gene Ontology annotation, biological process: arabinan metabolic process; pectin catabolic process; L-arabinose metabolic process. Gene Ontology annotation, molecular function: alpha-L-arabinofuranosidase activity. The record is from RefSeq and is a predicted model, not a curated record. The coding region runs from base 1 to 1536 and encodes 511 amino acids. The transcript has a single exon.
AUGUUCUCUCGAAGAAUAGACCGUCGGCGUUCUGGCCUCCUCGCCUUGGGUCUCGUUGCCGCGAGCCCCUUGGCUGCAGCUGGACCUUGCGACAUCUAUGCAUCUGGCGGCACCCCCUGUGUCGCUGCUCACAGCACCACCCGCGCCUUGUACGGAGCCUAUUCAGGCCCUCUGUAUCAAGUAUCACGAGGCUCUGAUGGUGCCACGACCAACAUUGGACCGCUGUCCGCCGGCGGCGUUGCCAAUGCCGCUGCCCAAGACUCGUUCUGCGCCGGCACGACCUGUCUCAUCUCCAUCAUCUAUGACCAGUCCGGCCGUGGCAACCACCUCACCCAGGCUCCUCCCGGCGGCGCUGCAAGCGGUCCUCUGCCCGGAGGCUUGGACAAUCUCGCCGCCGCGGUGGGAGCCCCCGUCCGGCUGAACGGCCAGAAGGCGUACGGCGUCUUCAUCGCCCCCUAUACCGGAUACCGCAACAACAACGCGAACGGCACUGCCACGGGCGACCAGCCGCAGGGCCUGUACGCAAUCUUUGACGGGACGCACUACAACACUGCCUGCUGCUUCGACUACGGAAAUGCCGAGACCAACAGCAUGGACACCGGCAACGGCCACAUGGAGGCCAUCUACUUUGGCACCGGCGACGGCUCCGGGCGCGGGACCGGCGCUGGCAGCGGCCCCUGGAUCAUGGCCGACCUCGAGAAUGGGCUCUUUUCGGGAUUCAGCCCCAUCAACAACCCUGCUGACCCAACAAUCUCCUUCCGGUUCGUCACGGCCGUCGUCAAGGGAGAGCCGAACCAGUGGGCCAUUCGCGGCGGUGAUGCUACUUCUGGUACCCUGUCGACGUUCUACAGCGGCCAGCGCCCAGCAAACGGCUACAACCCCAUGAGCAAAGAAGGUGCCAUCAUUCUGGGCAUCGGUGGCGACAACAGCAACCGUGCCCAGGGCACCUUUUACGAGGGCGUCAUGACUUCGGGCUAUCCGUCCGACAGCACGGAGAACGCGGUCCAGGCCAACAUUGUCGCCGCCAAAUACGUCUACGACACUUCGCUGAUGACCAGCGGCCCGGCUCUCACCACCGGCUCGUCUAUCUCACUACGGGCCACGACCUCGUGCUGCACAAACCGCUACAUCGCACACACCGGCGCCACCGUCAACACUCAGGUGGUUUCGUCGUCGAGCAGCACCGCUCUGAAGCAGCAAGCCAGCUGGACGGUCCGCACAGGUCUCGGAAACAGCGCUUGUUUCUCGUUUGAAUCGAAUGACAGCCCCGGAAGCUUCAUCCGGCACUCCAACUACCAGCUCAUGGUCAACGCCAACGACGGGAGCAAGAUUUUCUCCGAGGACGCCACGUUCUGUCCGCAGGCCGGUCUCAACGGCCAAGGCAACUCGUUCCGGUCUUGGAGCUAUCCCACCCGUUACUGGCGUCACUUUAACUCGCUGGGCUACAUCGCGGCGAAUGGCGGAGAGCAUGACUUUGACACGACGACUUUGUUUAACGAUGAUGUGAGCUUCGUGGUCAGCGCCGGCUUUGCAUAG